AUGCUGCGACCAUUUUGUAGUGUUCCCAUGGUGACAUUGGGGGAGUUUGAUGCUCUCGAGGGUGCAAAGGCAAUCAGCGUAACAGAAUACUACGCUUAUCAGGAAAUGGAUAUAUUUGGACCUCAGUUGUUACGUCUCUCUGCUGUUUGCGGAAAGACACUUCUUAGUUCUCGUGUGAUUAGUGGUCCAUUGCGUCCAGAAUACAAGGAACGAAUGAAGGCCAUUGUUGCGCGUGUACUUACUUCAAAUGACUCUGAUGAGGAAUCAGUUUUAAUGUUGGAUCCAUUAGCUGGAGGAAUUGCUAGUAUGUCCUUUUGCUUGGAAGACAUUUUAGCCCGCGGGGAAAAGCGUCGGUUUUGUAUUAUAGUGACACAUCCUCAAAGUGAUGAACUCGUGCGUCAAUGGCCAUUGGUUUCCGUAUUUCUAAAUAUUCUUUUGGAAGAAUGGUCAAGUGCAACGAAAAGGCGCUUAACUUUGGAAUAUUCCACCUUUCCUGAUUUAGAAAGGUACCGUGAGGAAGCGCGUAAGCGCUCAAUGCGUUCAUUGAUGUGCUUGAUAUCUCAGAACACGGAGUCUGAAGUAAAGGCCUUUAAGCGUGUUCAUUGUUUUUUCGAGCGUGCCAUUCCUGCUUUUUUUGGCGUGGAACCAUUAAGGAUCGCUGACUCGAUAUUGGAGCCUACGUCUAUUAAGCAAAUGAAAAAACGCUUUGAGAUUGAACUUUUUCUAGUAAAUAUCGUUGAACUUGAUUUGGACUCCCCCCCCGGGGAACAUGGCUGUCUUGCCAUAGAUAGUGGCAGAAUACUAGCCACAGAUGAAACAUUAAUGGUAAAACCUCUUUCUGUUUGGAUUUUGGAAUUUCUGCAAAACCACACGAAUAGUUUUCGGGAGAUUGAAAUGCUUUUAACUGCACUUUUAAGUGGAAUCCAAAUUCUUAUUUAUGGAGAUGAUAGUUUCCAGUGCGCUAAUUUGGCACUUUCGCUGUCUCAGAUCUUGCCACGACAGCUGCGAUGCGUCACUGUUUUUGCAGAAGAGUACUUAAUGCCAUACGAAAAUAGAAUUAUCAGCUUUGGCAAACGCUUUUGUCAGAGAUCCCAUCUUGACCAUAUAUAUACACCUGAAAAUGAACUUUCAGCUAUGGAUACUGUUUGUGUAGGUGUUAGUUCUGAAGGCAGCAUAGUCUCUGUUCAUGCAUAUGAUGAAAGAGUAUACGCCUUUGCAGGUGCAAGGCGUCAUUGUUCUUGUACGGGAGCACCAACACCCAAUAUCGUAACACAGAUUGUGGAAUUAUUUCGCUCAGAGCUUGCUUCGCAAAUCGUAUCACGAACGUGUAGAAUACUUCAACUUCGACUUGAAUCUUUAGUGAAUGAUUAUGUUAUGCGGGGUAAGAUGUAUACUCGAUUAUUUCGACAGCAUGAAAUAAAGUGCAACAAGGGGGUGUUGGGAUUAGACGACGUGAGUGGCAAUGGUAAUUCUUUAUUUACUAGUAUCAGUAGUCCAUUUCGUCAGUUUAUGAGCGGCUUCUCGUUGCGACGUUGGUAUUCGGCAUCAUGUGGUUCUUUUUUCUUGGAGAAGAAACCUUUUUCAAAAGGUGAUGCUUCUUCCUUCUUGAAAUUUCUAGAAGGGGGUGAGUUGGAUGCGUGGGUAGCGACAAAUUCAGAUCACAAUGUGCUGCUUUUUCUUGGAAGCGGCAGAGGUGCCAUGUAA
Messenger RNA from Trypanosoma rangeli, 1704 nucleotides. RefSeq lists its product as uncharacterized. Gene Ontology annotation, biological process: positive regulation of TORC1 signaling; positive regulation of GTPase activity. The transcript has a single exon. Gene Ontology annotation, cellular component: cytosol. The record is from RefSeq and is a predicted model, not a curated record. Bases 1 to 1704 code for a protein of 567 amino acids. NCBI's taxonomy places the organism in Eukaryota, Euglenozoa, Kinetoplastea, Trypanosomatida, Trypanosomatidae. Gene Ontology annotation, molecular function: GTPase activator activity.